Rosa chinensis is the source of this 4093-nucleotide messenger RNA. RefSeq names its product disease resistance protein At4g27190. The record is from RefSeq and is a predicted model, not a curated record. Gene Ontology annotation, biological process: signal transduction. The transcript has 3 exons. Gene Ontology annotation, molecular function: ADP binding; protein binding. The coding region runs from base 203 to 3622 and encodes 1139 amino acids. NCBI's taxonomy places the organism in Eukaryota, Viridiplantae, Streptophyta, Magnoliopsida, Rosales, Rosaceae.
UCCUUUGAACAAUUCAUACAACCUUCUCUCUUUUUGGUGAUAUGGUGAUCUGUAGCUACGCUAGGUUCUCUGCCUUUGACUCUUUGAGUGAUUCCUACAACCUUAUCUGAUUUUGGUAAUCUCUAGCUACCACUUGAUACUAUACCUAGCUUUCUUCCCUUUGGUUUCAGCUUUUCUUCUCCAUCGUUGUUUUGUGGCUUCAAUGGCCUUGUGCCCCCAUUCAGCCUCUGCAUCUUUUCCUUCAUCAUCAGCUCCUCGAUCAAAGCAUGAUGUGUUUCUCAGUUUUAGGGGUGAAGACACUCGCAAGGGUGUUGUAUCCUAUUUAUACCAUAAAUUGGAAAACAGAGGAAUACAAACAUUCAUGGAUGACCAAGGGCUUCAGCAAGGGAUGCCUAUUUCUCCAAGUCUCGUAGCUGCAAUAGAGGAAUCGAGGUAUGCAAUCGUUCUUCUGUCUCCAAACUAUGCUUCUUCUACAUGGUGUUUGGAUGAACUUGUGAAGAUUCUUCAAUGCUCUGAAGCCAAGAAGACACCAGUUCUGCCAAUUUUUUAUUAUGUGGAUCCCUCUGAUGUGCGAAAUCAAAGGGGAAGUUUUGCAGAAGCCUUCACUAAGCAUGAAGAGAGGUAUAGGCAAGGCAAUGAUGAUGUAGAGAAGGUGAAGAAGUGGAGAGCUGCUUUAACACAAGUGGCCAAUCUCUCUGGGUUGGAUUCAAACAAAUUUGGGUCUGACAGAGAACUUGUCCAACGCAUUGUGGAACUUGUGUGCCGUGAUGUAAGGCCUAUUUCAAUAAUGUCGAGCAGCAAUUUUGAAGCAUUUGAAUCAACAAGAAAAGCCAUGAAUGAGCUGAUGGAGGCAUUAGAAGAUGAUGAGGUCGCUGCCAUUGGGGUCUAUGGAAUGGGAGGGGUUGGGAAGACAACCAUGGUGAAACAUUUCGGUGCACAAGCCCAAAAAAUGGGGCUUUUUGAUCAUGUGAUUAUGGCUGUUGUAUCCCAAACCCCAGAUAAAAGAAAUAUUCAAGGCGCACUUGCGGAUCUGCUGGGCUUGAAAUUGGUGGAGGAGACAGAAAUUGGACGAGCCAGUAGAUUGCAGAAGGAGAUACUUAGAAGAAGCAAGAUCCUUAUAAUCUUAGACGACAUUUGGAAUAGACUGGAGUUGUCAAGCAUUGGAAUUCCCAGCUACAACGAGCUUCAAAUAUGCAAUUCCAAAGUGCUACUCACCACAAGGAGAUUGAAUGUUUGCCAUACCAUGGAGAGCCAAGCAAAAAUUCAUCUCAGUAUCUUAUCAGAAGAAGAUGCUUGGAACUUGUUUUUGAAGAAGGCAGGAAAGUCUUUUCGGAAGUCUACCGCUUUCUAUGAAGUAGCCAGAAAGGUAGCUCGAGAAUGUGCUGGUCUCCCAGUUGCAUUGAUAGCAGUUGCGAGGGCACUUGGAGAUAAAGAUUUUGAAGCCUGGAAAGAAGCAGCUCGACAACUUGAGAUGUCUCAACCUGCCAACCCUGAACAGGACAAAGAUGUGUUCAAGUGUAUAAAGUUGAGCUAUGACUACUUGGACGAUAAUGCCGAUGUGUCCAGAAGUCAAGCCAAGUACUGCUUCUUGCUCUGCUGCCUAUUCCCAGAAGAUUAUGAUAUCCAAAUAGAAGACAUUAUGAAGUAUGUCUUCCGAACAGGAUUGUUCCGAGAUGACAACAGCACAAUAGAGAAUGCCAGAGCCAACGCAAAAUCAGUGAUUGACCACCUUAAAGAUUCUUGUUUGCUUUUGGACGGUUCAAAGGUCGGAUGUAUAAAGAUGCACGAUGUCAUUCGAGAUAUUGCCGUGUCCAUUGCAUCAGAUGGCCAACAUUUUUUGGUGAAAACUCGUUGUGAUUUAAAAGAUUGGCCGAUGGAUGCGCAUGAGGGCUGCUCAGCAAUCUCACUAAUUGAGAGCAACAUUUGCAAGCUUCCCAACAAGUUGGUAUGUUCAAAACUUCAGAUUUUAUUGCUACAACAAAAUGCUUGUAUAAUAAAGAUCCCAAAAACCUUUUUUCAAUGUCCCAAUGAUUUAAGGGUCUUAGAUCUUAGCAAUACUGGCAUUUCAUCACUGCCCCCAUCAUUCAGUCUCCUAACCACACUCCAAGCUUUGCAAUUAGAUAAUUGCCGGUACCUUAGGGACAUAUCCAUACUUAGAAAACUGAAAAAGCUCGAGAUUCUUAGUAUGAGAGACUGUUCUAUUAAGAAAUUUCCAAAAGAGAUAGGAAAUUUGACCAAAUUAAGAAUGCUGGACUUGACCAAAACUAGUUUUGAGACAGUUCCCUCUCAAGUGAUAACAAGGUUGUAUAAACUAGAAGAACUGUACAUGAACUAUAGUUUUGGCUACUGGGGUAGUAAAGUUAAGGGAGGCUUCUUGUGUUUUCUUCGUAAGAAUGCUAAGUUUGAUGAGUUAACUGUCUUGUCACGUUUAAACACUUUGGAGGUUUCCGUAUAUGGUGUAGAAUGCUUGCCUCAAAAUGUUGAGCCCAUUCCAAAUUGGGUCAACUUUUAUAUACGUAUCAGAAGAUUCGGGUUCAGAAAUUCCACUAGGGGAGAUCACAUUCCACAUCCUUCUUCAAGAGCAUUGAUCAUUGACACAACCAUGAAUAACUUACCCAAUUGGUUCAUCAGUGUGGUGACAGAAAAAACAGAGGAUUUAUGGUACAACUGCUGCAAUGGCUUAACUAACCUUCUCGAGGAACACGACCGUGGGAGAUUACAUGGACUCAAGUAUCUUUGUCUAGAAUCUGUAUAUGCAGAAGUGUUGUUCAACACAAUUACAUGGCCUAAGGGGUCAAAUGAACCUGUGUUUGAGCACUUGGAAGAGUUGAAAAUCUAUUUCGGGCAUUGCCUGGAGGAGCUAUGUGUUGGUGAUUUACCAACUGGCUCUGUACGUAAUCUUAAGAUAUUGAAUGUGCAAUCUUGUUCUAGGUUGGUGAAACCACUUUUACCGUCAAAGUUGUUGCACAGAUUACAGAGUCUGGAAAAACUAGUAUGUUCUUAUGUAGUUAUGAAUUAUGUGUUUGGAUUUGAAGGGGAUGAACCACAACACGUUGUCUUUACAAAGUUGAGAAUGAUUUCACUGAGACAAAUGUACCGGCUAAUAAACAUAUGGAAUGGUCCUGCUCCACCUGGAAUCUUCCAGAGCCUCAAAAUCUUUUACUUGAAGGAUUGCCCAAUACUGAAAUAUCUCUUCACAUCUGAAGUAGCUCGAUGUCUUUUGCAAUUGGAAGACGUUUGGGUAGAGUGUUGUAGUAGAUUGGACAGACUAAUUGAAGCAACUGAGGAAACAGAGAGCAACAAGAUUGUUCUUCCACAAUUGAAAAACCUAGUUUUGAAACGUCUUCUAAAGCUCACAAGGUUCUCCAGUACCAGCAGCAGUACUAUUAUUAUUGAAAUCGAGUGCCCUUCAUUGCAACACUUGUACGUGGAUGAGUGCCCCUGGGUUACAAUCUCUGCUUCUGACUUCAGCAGCAGAAACCAAGUGCCCCGGUUUCCAAUCUCUGCUUCUGGCAUCAGCAGCAGAAACCAAGUCCAACUAAAUGAUCACCAACAUAUGGGCACACUACGGGGAAGGAUCGACAAUGAAUCAAAGCUCUCACACUUUCCACUCUGGACGUGAUAAGCCUUCAAAUCCCAGAAACCACCGCCGCCCACCUUGAAGAUCUCAACUCCAGGAGUCCAGAACCGGCGGCCCCGCCCACAAAACCGGCCGGAAAAUAUCCGAACCGGCCACCAGAAGUAGCAUAAAUCCCCCUGCCCAGUUCAAAGCUUUGCUCACCACCUCCUGCAGCCAUACUCGACCACCUGCAGCGUCUACACCCCAGUAACCCGGAACCGGAAAUUUCAUCACCGGAACCGGCCAAAAUUCCACCGAACCCGCCACCGGAAUCUUCCUAACCUGAACUGGCAGAAAGGAAAAAAAAAAAAAAAAAAAAAAAAGGAGGAGGAAGCCCCAGCCCAAGCCCACUUGCUGCAGCCCAAGCCCCUAGCCCAAAAGGGUGAGCCCACGUGCAGCAAGCCGCCAAGCCGCCAAGCCACCAAGCCACCAAGCCUCUCUGCCACGUCAGCUCCGGACUGCCACAUCAGCAAC